Procambarus clarkii (red swamp crayfish) is the source of this 816-nucleotide messenger RNA. NCBI's taxonomy places the organism in Eukaryota, Metazoa, Arthropoda, Malacostraca, Decapoda, Cambaridae. The record is from RefSeq and is a predicted model, not a curated record.
AUGCUAUCCACAUCAUCUUGGCACUUCCCCACACCUCCAGCGGGGCUCCGGAACCCUUCCACACCUCCAGCGGGGCUCCGGAACCCUUCCACACCUCCAGCGGGGCUCCGGAACCCUUCCACACCUCCAGCGGGGCUCCGGAACCCUUCCACACCUCCAGCGGGGCUCCGGAACCCUUCCACACCUCCAGCGGGGCUCCGGAACCCUUCCACACCUCCAGCGGGGCUCCGGAACCCUUCCACACCUCCAGCGGGGCCCCCGGAACCCUUCCACACCUCCAGCGGGGCUCCGGAACCCUUCCACACGUCCAGCGGGGCCCCGGAACCCUUCCACACCUCCAGCGGGGCCCCCGGAACCCUUCCACACCUCCAGCGGGGCUCCGGAACCCUUCCACACGUCCAGCGGGGCCCCCGGAACCCUUCCACACCUCCAGCGGGGCCCCCGGAACCCUUCCACACCUCCAGCGGGGCCCCCGGAACCCUUCCACACGUCCAGCGGGGCCCCCGGAACCCUUCCACACCUCCAGCGGGGCCCCCGGAACCCUUCCACACCUCCAGCGGGGCCCCCGGAACCCUUCCACACCUCCAGCGGGGCCCCCGGAACCCUUCCACACCUCCAGCGGGGCCCCCGGAACCCUUCCACACCUCCAGCGGGGCCCCCGGAACCCUUCCACACCUCCAGCGGGGCCCCCGGAACCCUUCCACACCUGCAGCGGGCCCCCGGAACCCUUCCACACCUCCAGCGGGGCCCCCGGAACCCUUCCACACCUCCAGCGGGGCCCCCGGAACCCUUCCACACCUCCAGCUGGUGUAUUGA